Molecule: messenger RNA, 1641 nt
Organism: Capronia epimyces CBS 606.96
Lineage: Eukaryota; Fungi; Ascomycota; Eurotiomycetes; Chaetothyriales; Herpotrichiellaceae
Exons: 4
Coding region: 1-1641 (546 amino acids)
Biological process (GO): transmembrane transport
Molecular function (GO): transmembrane transporter activity
Source: RefSeq, a predicted model, not a curated record
AUGGGCUACGGCGUACUCGAGUCCCGCAGUGGCAUCAAGCAUGUCCCCGGCACCAAUCUCCUCGAUACCCACGACGCCGCCUGGGUCGAGCAGUCGGCAAACUUGAAGAGAGGCACGGGGAAGAAUGCCCAUAUCCUGCUCGUGCCACAGCCCUCCAACAGCCCGAAUGAUCCGCUCAACUGGCCGCUCUGGCAGCGAGAUCUGAUUCUCCUGCUGUACUGCUAUGCCACGCUGUUGUGCAUUGGAGGCAUCGGCCCCAUUCUAUCCUCGGUGGCCCUCAUCUUGAUCCAGGACUUUGGCAUCAGCUUCACCCAGGUCUCGCUGCUCACCGGCUACAGCCUCUGCGCGACUGGCGCCGCCGGUAUCUUCAUCUCCGCGCUGGCUCGCAAGUAUGGUAAACGGCCCUGCCUUCUGUUCUCUGCUACCUGCGCCUUUGCCGGCACCCUCUGGGGUGGUGCCGCCAACUCGUACGGAUCGCUACUUGGAGCCCGCGUCAUCCAGGGUCUCGGUGUGGCCAUGUUCGAAAGCGUCAUGUUCUCCGUCGUGGGCGACCUGUACUACGUCCACGAGCGAGGCUCUCGGAUGGCCAUCUAUGUCACUUCGAACUCGGGCAUUGCCAACCUGCCUGCCAUGCUUGCGGGCAAAAUCACCACCGACCUGGGUUGGCGCUGGAUUUUCUGGCUGCUGGCUAUUUUCCUGGGCAUUGCAUGGCUCGGCGUCGUGGUCUUUGGCUGGGAGACGGCUUAUAACCGCAACGCCAUCUACAACAUCGAUACUUCUUCCCAAGAGGUCUCACAUGCCGAGGGCGACCACACACGGGGUAGCAACACAGAGCAAACGCAGCAGGCCAACCUCGAAAGGACGACCACGGCAUCGACCACUGCCACCCUUGAGCGAGACUCCUUCCUCAAGCGCAUGUUACCCGUGACCGGGACGUUCACCGAGGAGUCGAUCCUGAAAAUGGUCCUCCGGCCGUUCUUCAUCCUUCUGAACCCAGCCGUGGUUUGGUCGGUGGUUCUGUUUGCCAUCCCGACAUUGUGGCUGGUAGGCAUUUCCUUUGUGAUAGCUCAAAUCUUCGGCGCGCCGCCUUAUCUCCUCAGCACCGAGGAACUGGGUUACUUAUCUGCCGGACCCGUGGUGGGAGGCACACUGGGGUGUCUGGUGUCUGGCUGGAUCGCCGACCCGAUCGCCAAAUACAUCAGUCGCCGCAACCAGGGCGUGUACGAGCCAGAGUUCCGCCUGACGCUCGUGAUCCCCGCCACCAUCCUAGCUGCGGUCGGGUACUUUUUGCUGGGUGCCCUCAUUGAGGAAGGCAAGUCUGCCGCCGGUAUGGCCGCUAUCUGGGCCGUUGUUCUGGCCGGCCUCCAGUUCCUGGUCGUCGCCAUCGGCAGCUACAUGGUCGACGCGUAUCGCAACAUGAGCGUCGAGGUCUUUAUCAUUUCCAUGGUGGUCAAGAACUUUUUGUUCUUUGGUUUCUCUUUCUUCCUGAACGACUGGGUCGCCCGCUGGGGUCCGAGAAAGUUCUUCUACGUCCUCGGCGGCAUCCAGCUCGCCUUGUGCCUGACCACCAUCCCAAUGUACAUCUUCGGGAAACGGCUGAGGGCGUGGUGGCACACUCACGACGUAUUGAGCAAGAUCUAA